CCAUCCCCACAUCUUAAGUAAAAUUAUACGGGGUGUUGUCUCUUGUUUUGGCCAUUUAUAUAAAUCCGAGGUGGAUUUCUUUGGUCACCGCAUUCAGCGAGCAAAAACGCGAAGGUGCGCCCAGAGUCAUACGCACCAUGGCUUCAAUUAUUUUUGGCGCACUACUGCUUUGUACGGUUGUGGUUUAUUCCGGAGCUACUUUUGGUGGGAAAGAACAUGUGCAUAUUAAAAUCCACGUUCCCGAGCCAGCCUCCAGCCACAAAGUCGUUAAGCAAAUAGUGAUUCAUGAUCAUGGCGGAGGACAUGGCGGAGGAGGAGGAGGUGGUGGAGGAUAUGGAGGAGGUGGAGGAAUUGGCGGAGGACACGAUGAUCAUCACGGAGGAGGCGGUGGUGGUGGAUUUGGAGGAGGUUUUGGAGGAGGAUUUGAAGACCACCACGGCGGCGGAGGUGGAGGUGGUUACGGAGGAGGCGGCGGAUUCGGUGGAGGAUUUGAUGACCACCACGGUGGCGGCGGAUUUGGAGGUGGCGGUGGAUUUGGCGAUGGAGGAUUUGGUGGCGGUCACAGUGACCAUCAUGGAGGCGGCGGUGGUUACGGAGGAGGAGGAGGAGGCGGAGGUGGCCAUGGAGACAGUGUAACCUAUACAAUUGCGUUGAAAGAUCAUGGAGGUGGUGGAGGAGGAGGCGGAGGAUAUGGAGGUGGUCACGGCGGUGGUCAUGGAGGCGGCUAUGGUGGAGGUGGAGGAUAUGGUGGUGGUGGAGGACAUGGAGGAGGCCAUGGAGGUGGUCAUGGCGGUGGUGGCGAUAUCCAACUAAUUCAGUUACACGGUGGAGAUCCUCUACCUAGUGGAGGUAACUGAAUUUUGAGAAAUUUUCAAGCAAUAACUACUUACUUCUCCAUCGCAUGACAUUUGCAGUUUUUCUCGAUAAGAUUGCGGAUGCAAUAGCUUAAUGUUUCCCGCAAUGAAAACCUUUUAUUAUUUUUAGGUGGAGGAUAUGGAGGAGGUGGAGGAUAUGGAGGAGGUGGAGGAUUUGGAGUAGGCGGCGGCCAUGAUGAUCACCAUGGAGGAGGCGGCGGAGGCUUUGGAGGCGGAGGUGGAUUUGGUGGAGGUUUAGACGACCACCAUGGUGGCGGUGGAGGAGGAUAUGGAGGCGGCGGCGGAUUUGGCGGAGGUAAGUUCUUGAGCAAUUUUUGAUGCCAAUAAAAUUUACUUUACAUGAGCAAACUGAAUUGCGUUCAUACAGUUUCUUGUGUAUCCGUAGGAGGAGGUUUUGGAGGUGACGACCACCACGGCGGUGGUGGAGGCGGAUAUGGAGGCGGCGGUGGUUUCGGAGGCGGUGGAGGCUUCGGAGGUGACGAUCACCACGGAAGUGGCGGAGGAGGUUACGGCGGCGGCGGCGGAUUUGGCGGAGGUUUGAAUUGUUUCUAUUCUUAAAAAAUUACUCAACACUCUUGUUUGGCUUUGAGAAUUCCAUUUUCACAUUAAGUCCUAUUAGUAAACGGCAGUCCCAAACGCCGUAACAGCUCGGAAAAACAUUUACUUGAAUUGAAAAAGUAAAGAUGUUUCAAAGUUUUGCUAGCUAAAAUGUAUUUCAUAUUUAUCGGAUGACUGCUAAGUGAUAUGCUGAAUUAUGAUGAAUGAUUCAAGAUGCUGUACCGAAUGCUUCAUUUUUCAUCUGGCCUUUUUUAAAUUAGUAUUUCUAAACAGUGCAUAAACCCUAUAAAGGUAGACAAAAAAAAGAAAUAUAUUUAAAAAGCAACAAAUUUAUUAAACUCAACACCAAUAACCAUUAGCCUUAACCUUAACAUUAAAAACAAAUACAAUCAAAUUUUAAAUUUAAUCUACAAAAUCUGCUUAAAAAAAUGUUCUCGCUCGAAACAAGCAGCAUUUAAUUGGCUGAUUCUGUUUUUCUUUAAAAUAAUUACAUGAACACAGGUAGAAUUCCACUAGAUAAUGAAAUAAACAGAAAAAAAAAUAAAACACUUAACAAGGCUGAAACAAAAUUGUAUUUUCAGGCGGAGGUUUUGGAGGAGGCCACGAUGAUCAUCACGGAGGUGGAGGAGGCGGCGGCUUUGGAGGAGGCGGUGGUUUUGGAGGCGGUCAUGACCAUGGAGCUGGUGGGGGCGGAUACGGAGGAGGCGGUGGCUUUGGAGGAGGCGGCGGACUCGGAGGUGGCCAUGAUGAUCACGGUAUUGGAGGAGGUGGAUAUGGAGGCGGUGGUGGAGGAGGAUAUGGAGGAGGAGGCGGCGGAUUUGGAGGUCACGACGAUCACCAUGGAGGUGGAGGCGGUGGAUACGGAGGCGGUGGUGGAGGAUAUGGAGGAGGCGGAGGCCACGGAGGUGGUGGAGGAGGAGGCGGACAUGGAGGAGGUUGGGAUCGGAAAUAGCUCUACCUCUAAACAAGUUCUUUCAAGUCGUGUCAGUAUUAAUAUAAAUAAUUUGAACACUCUAAGCGCAUACUGGAAAAUUUAUAAUUUGGACUGUCUACUAAAACAUUGUUUGAGUGUAUAUUUUUGGUUUUGCGUAUGUAUUUUCAGGUUUAAUUCUUCAUAUUUAUAAGUGGUUCGCCUUAAAGUUGUUCAGAUAUCCCAAAAACACCACACUAAAUGCUCUCUAAAAUAAUCAAAUUAAAGUUGCUUAGGUCAGAACUACACUUAAUGCCGCUGUAGCUCAUUGUGAUUGUAUAUUAUACCAUCUUUUUGUAAAUAUUAGGUUGCGAAUGUGUCCGUUGUUAUUACUUAUAUCUGUAAAUAUUACGUUUAAGGAUGUUAAUUAUGUUAAAUAAAAUUAUUAUAUUUUUUAUACGAA
Molecule: messenger RNA, 2806 nt
Organism: Dendroctonus ponderosae (mountain pine beetle)
Lineage: Eukaryota; Metazoa; Arthropoda; Insecta; Coleoptera; Curculionidae
Product: glycine-rich protein DOT1-like
Exons: 9
Coding region: 138-857 (239 amino acids)
Source: RefSeq, a predicted model, not a curated record